AUGAAGACCAAGGAGUUCUCCAAACAGGUUAGGGACGAGGUUAUGGAGAAGUACAGUAUGAAUGCUGCCAAUACUAGGUCAAUCCCAGAGGCGGAAAUCAAUAGUCUCCUGGACGACAAGGGGGACCUGGUGGUCAGCGACAAGACACACUUCGGGACACUGCUGCUAGUAGAGAGCCGGGAGCUAGUGGUCUUGAUACAGAACCAAGGCUUAGAGACCCACAGACUGAAGUGCUCCGUGAUGCUCCAGGCCCCUUUAUGGACGUGUGAGUGGUGGCCAGAGGAGUCAGACAAGGAGAUAAAAGAGAUGACCCUAUCAAGCAUCCCUGUUGACAUGGUCUCAAAGGCCACACAAACCAAAACAGAUUCCAGGAUGCCAUCUAAGCCCAUCCCAUUUUCAGGGCAGCUCUUCAACCAGCAGCUGAACCUGUCUCAGAGGAAGGCAGUGAAGUAUAUCCUGGCAGGGGAGUGCCGGCCCACCCAGUACAUCCUUUUUGGAUCCCCAGGGACAGGAAAGAUGAUCACCCUCAUGGAGGCCAUGCUGCAGGUGUGUUACCACCUGCCCAGUAGUUAUGUUCUGGUGUGCACUCUCUUCAACAGUGCUGCUGACCUCAUCUGUAUCCAGCUCCAUGACAGUGGGUCCCUGCACGCUACGAUCCUGGCCCGCGUCAACACCUCCUGA
Molecule: messenger RNA, 681 nt
Organism: Oncorhynchus nerka (sockeye salmon)
Lineage: Eukaryota; Metazoa; Chordata; Actinopteri; Salmoniformes; Salmonidae
Product: RNA helicase Mov10l1-like
Exons: 6
Coding region: 1-681 (226 amino acids)
Source: RefSeq, a predicted model, not a curated record